AAGAACUAAUUAAUUUGUUCAGAAUCCACAUGUUUCAACACUCCGAUUGAACGGAAAGAACAUAACAUGUCUGCUACCGCGGUAAUCCAGAGGAUCACUCAUCCCACCCCUGCUCAAUGCAUUAGUAAAGCAGAUGAUGAGCAGUUGAAGGUACGAGUGGUGGCAAGAAUACGUCCAUUCCUUCCUAAAGAAAUCAGGGCAGCCAAAGGGAAACCCAAGUCUUGCUUUACUGUAACAAAACCCAAUCGAGAUUCAGAAAUGGAACAUGUACUCAAUAUUGAGGAAGAUGAAACCAACAUUAAAGCGUCUUAUAAGUUAGAUUUUUGUUAUGGUCAAGAAGCUGAGGUAGAACAAAUUUUCAGUAGAGAAGUUGAAGGCAUAUUAGCAGGGUUGUUCAGAGGCUAUAAUGCCACUGUUUUUGCCUAUGGUGCGAGUGGUAGUGGCAAAACACACACAAUGCAGGGAAACAAAAAGAAACCUGGUCUUAUGCCUCUAGUAAUUAGCAGCCUUCUAUCAAAAGCCCAUGACUCAGAGACUAGAUUAGACAUUUCCUACUAUGAAGUUUAUAUGGAUAGGUGCUAUGAUCUCUUGGGGCCCAAGACCAAAUCACCGGUUCCCAUUUCAUUUUUUGACGACCUUGAGGGCCGAGUCCAACUCCUAGGCCUUAGCAAACUUCAGGUUUCUUCUGUGCAGGAAUUUGAGGAGAUACUGAGUUAUGGGUGUCUGAGUAGGAAGAUUGGUCACACAGCCUUGAAUCAUGUGUCCAGUCGUAGCCAUGGGGUGCUUGUCGUUUGGGUAACUUAUGGAAAUGUUGUUGGCAAGCUUAAUCUUAUUGAUCUUGCAGGCAAUGAGGACAACAGAAGAAGUAAAAGUGAGGGAAUUAGUCUCAAGGAAAGCUCCACCAUUAACCAGUCACUAUUUGCCCUGUCAAAUGUUAUCCAUGCUUUGAAUGCCAAUGGGAAGAGAGUGCCAUACAGAGACAGCAAGUUAACUCGUAUAUUGCAAGACUCACUGGGAGGAGCAAGCCGUACUUUGAUGAUUGCAUGCUUGAAUCCAGCUUCAUUCUACGAGGCGUUACACACACUCAGUCUUGCUGCCCGCUCUACGCAAAUAGUAAACCAUGUUGUCAAACCUAAGGUAGACUGCAAGCUAUUUAAACCCAAACAGAGUUUGAAUGCUAAAGGAAAAUGUUGUCUUGAGAUUGAAGGGCCCAAAACUGAUGGUGCGUACAAAGUGGACCAUCCAAUUUCAGUGAUCAAUACUCUCCAUCCAAUGUCCCAAGGUGGAAGAGAUGAUGUUUGGAAAAUAUUUGUAUCAAUUAACAAUAUGCACCACCUUUAUAAGAUCAACCUGUGUUCAAGAUCAAUGAAUUCUGGACAAUAUAAAACACAGCAACAUGCAAAAGCAUGUGUUCUUACUGAGCUCAACGAUGUAAAAACUGUCUGAGAGGCAGCGAAGAGCUCCUCAAGUAUUCUAUGUACAAAAUUUUCUGUGUGGGUGCUGCAAAUUUCUAGAUUCUCUUCAGCACCCCCUCAAAAUUCUCCUAAAAAUAUGGUUCCCCUCCUGCAGAGAAUCAAUAGGUGUUUCAUUCCCUCUAUAGAACUACAUCCUUGAAAAUAGCUUACAAACCGGAUGUGAUCUGGAGUUUAAAAGUGUGUAUA
Messenger RNA from Cryptomeria japonica (Japanese cedar), 1661 nucleotides. Its product is annotated as kinesin-like protein KIN-10B. Gene Ontology annotation, biological process: microtubule-based movement; mitotic spindle organization. Gene Ontology annotation, molecular function: microtubule motor activity; microtubule binding; ATP binding. The transcript has a single exon. The record is from RefSeq and is a predicted model, not a curated record. Bases 67 to 1446 code for a protein of 459 amino acids. NCBI's taxonomy places the organism in Eukaryota, Viridiplantae, Streptophyta, Pinopsida, Cupressales, Cupressaceae.